This is a messenger RNA of Odocoileus virginianus texanus, 1475 nucleotides long. Lineage: Eukaryota; Metazoa; Chordata; Mammalia; Artiodactyla; Cervidae. The record is from RefSeq and is a predicted model, not a curated record.
UACUGGAGUGGGGUGCUAUUGCCCUCUCCAGCCAGUAUCCGUUAGACCCCAACAAUUCCGGUAAGGGAGGCCAAGCCCUUCUCCUCCCUUCUAGCCCUCGGGGGCCCCAGGCUGCACAUCCAAAGGGCGCCAUACUACUGGGGGUCUGAGCAAGGAUUCUGGAUGCCCAGAGCGGCGUUCCUGCCUAAAGGCGCCCAGGCUGCCACUGCUGCCGCAAUCGCCGCCGCAGCCCCCGGCACGCAACACAAACCGCAGGAUGCCUUCCUGGGACCAGAGGUCGGAAACCAGGUUAUCCCCUUCCGCCGGUAGUCGGAAGUGCCUGCGACUCGAAGCAGGAGGACUUCCGGUGGGUCUGCGGGGUAGCUGGGGAUCACCAUGGCGGCCUCCUUGGCCGGGAAGAAGAUCGUGUUUGUCACGGGGAACGCCAAAAAGCUGGAGGAGAAAGUGGUUUCUGGAGAAGUUAAAGCCUGAAGGUCUCUACCAGCUCCUGGAGGGGUUCCAAGACAAGUCUGCCUAUGCACUCUGCACGUUCGCAUUCAGCACUGGGGACCCGAAUGAGCCCAUACGCCUCUUCAGGGGCCGGACGAUGGGCCGGAUAGUGGUGCCCCGUGGCUGCCGGGACUUUGGCUGGGACCCCUGCUUUCAGCCCGAUGGAUAUGAGCAGACGUAUGCAGAGAUGCCCAAGGCUGAGAAGAACACCAUUUCCCAUCGCUUCCGGGCCCUGCUUCAAUUGCAAGAAUACUUUAGCAGCCUGACUCCUGGGGCCGGUAAUGACCACUCUGGCUGGGGAUCUGGAGAGGGGUAGCCUGAAACUACCUCUAUCAGGCAGGCACCUGUCCAAGUAUUUCCUUCAGGAUUACCACUUUCUGGUGGUGUUAACCAGCUGUCAGGAGCAGCUGGCUCUGUUUGGAGAGACUUUGGCCAAAGGACAACACCAUCCUCUUGCCCUUGUGGAUUCAGUGGCGUCUUACGGCCUCCAGGCCUGGAAUCCUGAAAGGACCUUGGGUGUUAACCCUUCAAAGGGUUAACGGAUUGGGGAAGAACCAUACAAACAGCCUUCAAUGUUUUUUAAAUGCAGCAAAUAAAAAUUCCAGAAGGUACUUGCUUCCAUAAUAAAUUGGGUAUAGCUGCUUUGAAACCUCCCCAGGCAGGCAUCUGUCUUCUGAGUCCCUUUAGGCAGAAGCAGGAAACCUCUCAGGGUCAGGAAAGAGGGCUGAGGGGUGGGAUGGCCAGAUGAGGGCAGAGCUGUGUUGAGGCUGUUUGUAUACCAUUGCUAGCUGGAAUAUUCUGUCUUCCCCUUGUGUCUUUCAAGUCUCAGAUCACGCGUUGAACUUUUCCAUGCAAAAUCCACUCCGCCACUCAGCUGGCCUCUGUUGUGUUUGCCAGCUGGGUUGUGGGGCAGGCAGUGUGGGGUGGUGUGUGCUUUUUCUUUAUGCUGGUGUACAUUAGAGCAGCUACAGUGCUGGUUUAUGAUU